CUGCUGAAGUCACAGUUCACUUUGAUGUCUGAAAACAGAAGAUUUUCUUCUUCCACUGUUUCCUUUUUCGUCUGACUGGACCUUUCUUUAAUUCAGGGGCCAACAAUGAGGGUACCGCCCGUUUUCCUGCUGGCGUCUUUCCUGCAGCUGCAGGUCGCUGCGUUCGGCACGUCAGAGAAAACAAACGGCUCCGAACCGGAACUGAAACCAGUUCUGGAAGAGGAUUACGAGCUGUUCAAAAGGCAGCACAUAGCCGAGGGGAUGGAUGCGACUGCCUGCACGUCGGAGAUGAAACGGAGGACCAUCAACAACAAGAGCUGCAAGGAGAAACACACGUUCAUCGCUGAGAAGGAGGAAGACGUGGUGGCCGUGUGCAGGGACCAGGGAGAAUAUAUGAGUGAGAAUCAUUUGACCAGGAGUGAACGAGAUUUCGAAGUUGUUGUUUGUAAACACAUGAAAAAAGCCAAAAAAGGUCCAUGUCAGUACACAGGACAGCAGCGCACCGCAAGAAUUGUGAUGAAAUGCAAAACCUGUCAUGAUGUAUCGAGGAGAGCG
Poecilia latipinna (sailfin molly) is the source of this 555-nucleotide messenger RNA. Its product is annotated as angiogenin-2-like. Lineage: Eukaryota; Metazoa; Chordata; Actinopteri; Cyprinodontiformes; Poeciliidae. The annotation marks the transcript as partial. Gene Ontology annotation, biological process: angiogenesis; defense response to Gram-negative bacterium; defense response to Gram-positive bacterium. Gene Ontology annotation, molecular function: nucleic acid binding; RNA nuclease activity. The record is from RefSeq and is a predicted model, not a curated record. The transcript is spliced from 2 exons.